Messenger RNA from Maudiozyma saulgeensis, 591 nucleotides. The record is from the annotation of a GenBank genome assembly. Lineage: Eukaryota; Fungi; Ascomycota; Saccharomycetes; Saccharomycetales; Saccharomycetaceae.
AUGACCGAAAAAUUAUCAAGUUCGAUAAGUUCUAAUUCGGGAAAUCCUGCUUUCCAUAAUGAUCGUAGACGUCGAGAUAAUAUCAAUGAAAGGAUUCAAGAACUUCUUGAUAUGAUUCCUGAAGCCUAUUUUGAUAGUUAUUAUGCAAAAAAUUCAGAAGCUGGCACACCUGUAAACACACCAGGUGGUAGUAGUAGCUCAGUCACUACACCAGCAACGCCUAAUAUGUUAUCUACAUCAUCGAAAGGUAAAGGCUCAGGAACACGAGAUGGGAAACCAAAUAAAGGUCAAAUACUUACACAAACCGUGGAAUUUAUAACAAGAUUGCAAAAUGAAGUUGAUGCAAAAAAUAGAGAAGAAGUAGAUUUAAUGGCCAAAGUAUCUAGUCUCAGUAAGAAGACAGGUACUAUUGUGAACGAUAUAAACUUAGAACAUACUAGUGCAGAAGUCGAACUUGCCAAAAUCGGUGUUGGUCCAUUAGUUGGAAUGACACAAGAUAAAACACCAACAGAAAAUAUUGGGCAACAACAACAGCAACAGCAGCAACAAACACAGUAUGAUUAUGGUGGCUAUUCUGAAUAUGCUACAUAA